AUGAUCGGUAUGCCUAAGCUUUACUGCUUCACUUCUUUUCUAGCGACACUAUGCGUUCUCUUCGCCCUGCCAGCCAUCAUCAACGCUGAGGAUUGCGUCUACGCAUUCAAUUCAUUAACAGGAAAAACGCAAAGGAUACAACCGCCAUUUCCAGGCGUUGGUGCUGCACUGAGUAACGGCAUGUACACGUACGAAGCUGCGACUGGCGUCUUCAAACCUCUCUCUUCUCAAGAUAUCCUGACUUCACAGUCGCCAAAUCACAAACGUAGCAAUAUCGACGUUGGCAUAGAUUUCAGCCCAACCGUAUCUGUCUGUGGAGAAACCUCCCACGAUAGAACGCUGGUGUAUGCGAAGCUUGGAGGGGUUUUAUUGUACCUGUGUAACUUCGAGCGGCGGGAGGUUAGCUGGGCGGAUGUUAAAGAGCAAGUUGGGAGGCUCAAUGCUCAGUGUGUUCAUGGACAGUCAGGUUUCACUGCAUGGCUUCCACUUCCCACGCCUUUCAUCUCCCUCGCAGCAUGUUCGUCGCAGAUAUAUCAGGCAGGUAACGAUCAUGAGCUCAUAGCCUUCGACCCUGCCUUCACGACAAGGGUCAUCUUAUCGGGAAUCCAAUGUCUACCUUUAGAGGUAUCUGCAUCGUGGGGUGGCAAAAACCCCGAAACAACAACCGUACUUGGUCCUUCAUUCGUGUGUCCAACUGCAUAUAGCGGCGUACAGACAAUUCUCGUCAACGAACUCACGACGCAGACUUUGUGUUGUCCAUCGAAAUAUCAACUAGCAACCGGACUAACAACUUUCGCAAGCUUCCCAUCUCAGUGUUCAUCAAGUUUAACGCCAGGCGAGACAAUAGUCUACCAAACACUGGGCGCAGAUGGGGGGUUUGCCGCAACGACGUCGACGAUAGCAGCGUCUUCAGGUCCCUCUUUCGUCUGGGGAUUCCACGUAAACGGCUUCAAUGUUGCAAAUUCCACAUCAAUAAGCACGACAAACCAGCAGACAGCCUUGUCUCAAACACCAGCUACAACUUCAACCUCGAAUUCCCUCUCCACAUCCACCGCUCCAUCAGCAACCUCAAUCAACAACGACCGGAAGACGAUUGUCUUGUCAGCGGGCGCAAUUGCAGGUCUGGUGGUUGGGAUCCUCGUUUUACUUGCAUCUGUGAUAUUAGGGAUUUGGAUUUUUCGACGGCGGAGGAGAAUAUCUCGGAAUUUGAGGCCGCCCAAACAUACGGUGCCUGUGAUGGCUGAUAAGCUGGUUCGUCAUGACCUAAAGGCGGAUGGAAAUAUUGAUGUGCAAAGAAAUACAGGGGAAGAUUCUGGGCCUGGGGCUAUUAGCGAGCUUCCCCAGCCGGAGAGUCAAAUGAGAAUACAUGAAAUGAGAUAG
Glarea lozoyensis ATCC 20868 is the source of this 1380-nucleotide messenger RNA. RefSeq lists its product as uncharacterized. The record is from RefSeq and is a predicted model, not a curated record. Bases 1 to 1380 code for a protein of 459 amino acids. The transcript is spliced from 3 exons. Lineage: Eukaryota; Fungi; Ascomycota; Leotiomycetes; Helotiales; Helotiaceae.